AUGAUUUUUAACGGCGAGCUUUCCUUUUAUGAAUUGCUCCUUUUCGUGGAAGACCUAAAAAGUCACUGUGAACGUAACUUCGAUAUGGUUUAUCUUCCACAAGAAAGCCCUAUCAAAGGUCGCUGCCCCGCUAUAGGUUGUAAUAAAGAGAUUAUACGGAGUACCUAUAUUCACGACUACAUUCGACGCGAGAUUGCUUUGGAUCUUCAAGUCUCGAAAUCAAAGUUAGAAUUUUGCUAUGGAACAAAGAUCUUACCGCCGAAGACCGCUUAG
Messenger RNA from Penicillium soppii, 273 nucleotides. RefSeq lists its product as uncharacterized. The record is from RefSeq and is a predicted model, not a curated record. The transcript has 2 exons. Lineage: Eukaryota; Fungi; Ascomycota; Eurotiomycetes; Eurotiales; Aspergillaceae. Bases 1 to 273 code for a protein of 90 amino acids.